GGUGGAGAAUGGGAACAGCUUCGCUCCGGCCGAGAACGGAGCCCCUCGCGUCUCUCCUUCUCGCGUGUCUGAAAUAACCCGUGAGGCGGUUGCAGGGCCGGGCGGCUGGGCCGCUCGCAGACUGGCGGCCUGCCCCGCUCCCGCCUGCCCCCCAGACCUCCAAGCUUGUGCGCGAGGACGCUCCCCGGGUCCUUACAGCGGCGGGACAGCCCGGGCCGCCCCCCGCGGGGCGUCCAACAGCGGGGCCUGAGCUUCGGCCCGAGGUUCCUAAAGCCUUGAACAGUCUCGUGGCAGCCGAGUGAGGGCGCUGGGCUGGGCCCGGCCUGUCUUUCCUACCGCCAGCGCGGCCCCACGGACUCCUGCGGAGCGGGUCCUGGUGCCCACCGAGUGAGGGGGAGCAGAAUCGGACCUGCCAGCUCUACCAGCAGAUACCUGUGGAAAGUCCCGGCGAAGGUGUCGGAUCCUCAUCCUAGAAAACAGUCUACUCCUGCCCCGGGUUUCUCCGUGGCUUUUCAAAUAAUUAACCUAUAGAGACUGCUCGGAUAAGAGCCUGAAGUUGCUGAUAUCCAAAGAGGAGGUCUCAAAUAUCCCACCGGAGAUAACAGCACCAGCGACUCUGCUGGUAAAAAACAAAACAAAAUCCAAACCCUCACAUUUUACUGCAAAAAUACUUUGAAUGCUGUGGAAAAGGACUGACUUAAGCCACCUGGUUGCCACAAUAAAGCUCCAAGAUUAAUCCUUUGCAAAAGGGGACUUGAAAUAAAAAGCAUAGUACCUUCCUGCCUAAGCAGUGCAUUUAGGAGAUCAAGCUAAAAUAUCUCUCAGUUGCUAGUCUCAGUAGAGACAUGUUUGAUGAUGUCCCUAGGUAGAUCUCUAGGUACCUCAGCACUGCUGCUUGGAGAGCACUGGGUCACUUUUUGGAGAGAUGAUCUCUGCUGCCAGCCUGUAAAUAGAUACAUGCAACACAGCAGUAGGGUCCAGUUUUUCUGUGUUUCUGAAGUGAAUCACCAGUGGUCAGCAGGGUCUGCUCAUUGAAUUGUAGUUAACAAAGUUCAAGUCCACUAAGAAUAAACAAUUAUAUCACUGCAUAGAACACAAAGCUUAUCUUGUCUUGGCAGGCUUGAAAAUCCUCAACUAUUAUCUGAAAUCCGAGAGCGCGGGGGGCAGUGUCCCACACAUGCUGUACUGUCAUCCUUGUAUCAAAGGACUGUUGCCACUGGCACGUGCUUGACUGUGGCACACAAGACAAAAGGAAUCUUGUUGAGCCCUUUGCAAAGACUGUCUGACCAGAUAAAAUGUGCCUUGUUCUCAAUCCAUUGCUUCCUAAGAGUGGACCCUGACUCGGUUUCCAAGUACAGUACUUUUGAUGCCUGUUCUCAAGCACGAGUGGCCUUCAGUUUUCUUCUCGCGCCCUUAGGGAGGCUCUUGAAGCCACAAGUGCAGUUCAUGCAAUGCGACAGCCUUACACCCAUUUUACAGACGAAAUGCAGGUUCCGGGACUUGCUAAGUCAGGACUUGGACCUGCGCUCCGGCUUCUCCCUCCUCGCCCACGGUGCAGACUACCAAAAGAGCGGACCCAGCUGAGUUACGGAACAUCUUCUUGCAGAAAUGUUAUACUGCAGAUUAUAAAAUUAUACCAGUGUUGAAAAGGAUGGAGAGCGUUACAUGACACCAGGAGAUUUUGUGCAAAGAUACCUUGGACUGUAUACAGAACCAAACUAUAAUCCUAAAACAAUUCAAUUAUUGGCAGGAGUGGCAGAUCAAACAAAGGAUGGGUUGAUCUCCUAUCAAGAAUUUUUGGCAUUUGAGUCAGUUUUGUGUACUCCAGAUGCAAUGUUCAUUGUUGCUUUUCAGUUAUUUGACAAGAGUGGCAAUGGAGAAGUGACAUUUGAAAAUAUCAAAGAAAUUUUUGGACAAACCGUUGUUCAUCAUCAUAUCCCCUUCAAUUGGGACUGUGAGUUCAUUCGACUGCACUUUGGACACAACAGGAAGAAGCAUCUUAACUACUCAGAGUUCACUCAGUUUCUGCAGGAGCUACAGUUAGAACAUGCAAGACAAGCCUUUGCCAUAAAAGACAAAAAUAAAAGUGGAACGAUCACUGGAUUGGACUUCAGUGAUAUCAUGGUUACCAUUCGUUCACACAUGCUCACUCCAUUUGUGGAAGAAAACUUAGUGUCAGUAGCAGGUGGAAGUAUUUCACACCAGGUCAGCUUCUCCUAUUUCAAUGCUUUUAAUGCCCUGCUGAAUAACAUGGAUCUUGUUAGAAAAAUAUACAGUAUUAUAGCAGGUACAAGGAAAGAUACUGAAAUCACAAAAGAGGAAUUUACCCAGUCUGCAAUCAAAUUUGGACAGGUUACGCCAUUGGAAAUUGAUAUCCUCUACCAGCUUUCGGAUUUAUACAGUGCUACAGGGCGUUUGACUUUGGCAGAUAUUGACAGAAUAGCACCUUUGGCGGAAGGUGCCUUGCCUUACAACAUAGCAGAACUUCAGAGGCAGCAAUCUUAUGGAGGAAUGGGCAGGUCUAUCUGGCUCCAGAUAGCUGAGUCUGCUUACAGGUUCACUUUGGGCUCAAUUGCUGGAGCUGUGGGAGCCACUGCUGUGUACCCUAUAGACCUCGUGAAGACACGUAUGCAGAAUCAGCGCACCUCUGGUUCAGUCGUGGGAGAGCUGAUGUACAAAAACAGCUUUGAUUGUUUUAAAAAAGUUUUACGUUAUGAAGGCUUUUUUGGUCUUUAUAGAGGGUUGUUACCACAGCUUAUAGGUGUUGCUCCAGAAAAGGCUAUUAAGCUCACAGUUAAUGAUUUUGUCAGAGACAAAUUCACUCAGAGAGAUGGCUCCAUUGCAUUAUUGCCAGAGAUCCUUGCUGGGAGUUGUGCAGGGGCAUCACAGGUCAUCUUCACUAAUCCACUGGAGAUUGUGAAGAUUCGGUUGCAGGUAGCAGGGGAGAUCACUACAGGGCCCAGAGUCAGUGCCCUUACUGUUCUAAAGGACUUGGGGAUUUUUGGUCUUUAUAAGGGUGCCAAAGCAUGUUUCCUCAGAGACAUUCCCUUUUCUGGAAUCUACUUUCCUGUUUAUGCUCAUAGUAAACUUAUGCUGGCUGAUGAAAAUGGCCAUGUGAGUGGGUUGAAUCUCCUGGCAGCUGGUGCCAUUGCAGGUGUUCCUGCUGCUUCCUUGGUAACCCCUGCUGAUGUCAUCAAGACAAGACUGCAAGUGGCAGCACGAGCUGGUCAGACAACAUACAGUGGAGUUUUUGACUGUUUUGGGAAGAUACUUAGAGAAGAAGGCCCUUCGGCUUUGUGGAAGGGAGCUGGAGCUCGUGUAUUCAGAUCUUCACCUCAGUUUGGUGUUACUUUAGUCACUUAUGAACUUCUGCAGCGAUGGUUCUAUGUCGAUUUUGGAGGACUCAAGCCUUCUGGAUUAGAACCUACACCAAAAUCUCGAAUCUCAGACCUUCCUCCUGCUAAUCCUGACCACAUAGGUGGAUACAGACUUGCUACAGCUACAUUUGCUGGCAUAGAAAACAAGUUUGGCCUGUACCUUCCAAAAUUUAAAUCCUCUGGUGUUGCUUCAAUUCAACUUAAAUUAGCAGCUGAAUCCUGAGAUGACUUUCUGCCUAGUGAAGUGGUGCAAUGUGGAAAAAAUAUUCAAGAACAGUACUAUAGCUAUUCAUUCAGCUGCAUGUUGCUCUAGCUGACCUGAGAAUUCAAUUCAAAUGACUCCUUUAUGAUAUACAACAUACGUUUAUUUGUUUAUAAACUAGUCACUUGUACACAAGAAACAGAUUGAAGCUUUAGUUCUAUGCAUUGACUUUUUUUCUAACUGGUGGCAUGAAUUAGUAACCUAGACUUGGCUUUGCACAGCUUGCAGUUAAUGUUACUGUACAUAUUGUACAUCUUUGUACAGAGACAUCAUGGCAUCUCUACACAAUUACAUUUAUAUAAUAGGAAUUGCAGUUCUAAAUAGUUUGAAAUGUACAGAAUGUUUUGAAGGUGUUUUAUUAAGAAUCAUGUGACAAUAAAAUGUAUUUAAAAACUA
Messenger RNA from Alligator mississippiensis (American alligator), 4035 nucleotides. RefSeq names its product solute carrier family 25 member 12 (gene SLC25A12). Gene Ontology annotation, biological process: malate-aspartate shuttle; aspartate transmembrane transport; L-glutamate transmembrane transport. The coding region runs from base 1666 to 3600 and encodes 644 amino acids. Lineage: Eukaryota; Metazoa; Chordata; Crocodylia; Alligatoridae. The transcript is spliced from 19 exons. Gene Ontology annotation, molecular function: L-glutamate transmembrane transporter activity; L-aspartate transmembrane transporter activity; calcium ion binding. The record is from RefSeq and is a predicted model, not a curated record.